UUUGAUUUAUUAUUAUGAUAUGAGUGUUCCUCUAAAAUCACUUUUAAAUAAUUAUUAUUUGAAUAUUUAACAAGUGUAGGACAUAAUUUUUACAACUGCAAGAAAACAAUACUAACCAUGGCUGACGCUAAGUCUAGUAAUCAUAAGAGUCUCCUAGACCAAUUCACAGCAGAAAAUAUAGACUGUACUGCUACGGCCACUAAAGUAUUGGACGAGUUGAGGAAGAGGAACCCCCUUGCCUACAGUUUGUACUGCCGUGUCCUGAGGCCCAUGCGCUAUGCAGGUGGAACGGACAGCUAUCAUUUUGUAAUACCAGGUUACCCCAUAAACACAUUUGGCGAUGAUUGGAAUGGAGAACUGAAUCUAGACUAUUUUGAACCGUUUCCUUACAGAAGUCAUUCACCUAAAAUGAUAACGCCCAUGAAAAAUGUUCACCAAACCGACCCAGUCACCAGUAUCUUAAUGAAAAAAUAUAAUUGGAGUAAGGUGUCUAAGCUGAUGAAAACCAUGCGUACUACAAAAAAGGUGAUGGAAAGUUACGAGCAACUGAACGAAGACGUGGUUCAAUGUCCUCAAUAUCUGGUGAACCUCGCCGCGCAUCUGGACAGCGAACCGGAGCCGUACUUCCACGCGCCCUACAACUGGCACUACGCCGGCCACGGCAACUUGCAGCCGGUGUGCCUCCACUGCGCCGACUACUUGCUGCACAGCCAGUUCACUACAGUUUAUUUAUCAGAGUUCAACAAAAAUACCCUCGCUAUAAACAUGGACCAUGUCGCUAGUUUUGACUGCGGGGAAGGGAACGAUAUACUCGAAACUAUUAUCUCUUCACAAAACAUUGUAGUUUUAAGGACGAAACAUAAGAUUUUCAUUUUAAAAUUAAUAAAUACAGAUGAAAGUAUGACACUCGAGAAACUGAAAUGUAUCAAAUCUGAAGAAUUCCAAUACACAGGUGUAUCAUUCGACAAUUUCCAUAGAAACAUACUUUAUAUCACGACUUUAGACUAUAAGCUAAGUAUCAUCAAUUUAGAUAGAAUGAAAGCGAGAAGUGUUCAGCUAAAAGCCAAAGUGCCCACUCUAGUCAAUAACUGGAACACGGUUAUCAGUUCGGAAAGAGGAUUUUAUAUUCACGCUGGGAGGAGUUCCAUAUCGAUCUACGACAAGUCGUCGAAUGAUAUGGUUCAUGUGUGGAAAGACGUAAAAUGGAUUGUAGACGAGGUCAACUGCAACGAUAUAAGCGCGGCUGAGCAUUUCGAAGAGAGCAAAUCGCUGUAUUUCGGCACAGAUCAUCAUUUGUUUUUAAUGGAUUUGCGUUCUAUCAAAAAAACCCCUAGCGUCGUCCAGCGUUGGACGCACGGCAUGGAAAGUGCACCUUUGUAUUUGAAGAAUUGUAACUUUGGAUUUGGCAAAGAAUUAAUUUGUCUGUGCAGUCAGUGGUGCGAGGAUUUGUGCGUGGUGCCCAAUUACACGGACCGAAUUAAGGACACGAACUCCAACGGUGUGACAAUUCCGUAUCGACCUCCGAGCAUAUUCAGCGCGUUGAGAGAAGCGAGGUGGAGCAUGCACUGUCUCGACAUCUACAACCCGAUAGAGCCUCGACUCGUCACAGCUAUCACUGGCUGCCUGAUGUUCGAGCGAGACGAAAACUACGAGAUCCUCAUGCAGAACUCCUUCGGCGAUAUCUCGUGCCACACGCUGUACCCGGAGCAUUUCGAAUCGUUCAUAGAGGAUGACAGCGCAGAGAAGCUGUACGAAUGGACUAAAGCAUACGAAGCAGGGAAUAAAGUUUUAGAAGUAUCCUCGGUGGAUAAUAUGGCACGUUUUUGGAAGAAGUUGAGAAAAGUACCUGACGGGUAUAAAGUUUUUUCUUAUGCCAAAAAGCCGAAGAGUAAGUUCGAUGAAAAGGAAAUUGAGUCGAUUUUCGAGGAGGAGGAGGUAGACGUCGGCUUGCAGGAAGCGUGGGCGGGAGGCGUAGGGACGACAGUCGAGGAGCCCCUCGCACGCAAUGUGUAUUUUGCUGAUGAAGAGUGAUACUUCUGACAUACUUAAACACGAAAAACUCUUCAAAUUUGGCUUAUUCCAUUCACCCACCCUAAAAUGUGGAACGCCCUUCCGGUGUACGUGGUCCUAAAUACAUACCUUCGAGGCAAGAGUAGAGUGGAGAGAACGGUUACAAGCUCUUACCUAGACCUCACUGCUUUUGCAUGAUUGUCGUCAAACGCAAGCCUGUCACGUAAUAAAAAAACAGCCAAGGGAUUUCAAGUAAAAUAAUACCCUAGCGUAGUUGAUUUAGGAAGGAUAAACGGAAUAACCCGAAACUUUAAUCACGAAAUAUCUAGAUUGAACUGUUACAAGUUACACACUUACAACACAGACAGUGGCAUUGCUAUUUUUAUACCAAAACAAUAUUUCAAUAAAAUUUAAAUCAAAUACAUAUUUUUAUUUGGAUAGUAAAUAAAUAUAUUUCAUUUUUUUUAGGGUUCCGUACCAUAAAAGGAAACACGGAACCCUUCGGAAUAGGAUCACUUUGUUGUCUGAUAUAUAUAUUGCUGUCAAUACAACUGAAACCACUAGGUCUAGAAACUUGGGCAUGCUAGGUUUCGCUAUCCCCACCACUUACUGAGGAUUUAAAAAAAAUUCAACAGUAUCUUUAGAAAACCUAACACUAAUUAUAUAAA
Maniola jurtina (meadow brown) is the source of this 2678-nucleotide messenger RNA. RefSeq lists its product as uncharacterized. The coding region runs from base 118 to 2031 and encodes 637 amino acids. The record is from RefSeq and is a predicted model, not a curated record. NCBI's taxonomy places the organism in Eukaryota, Metazoa, Arthropoda, Insecta, Lepidoptera, Nymphalidae. The transcript is spliced from 5 exons.